AGUAUUUGGACAGUGACACAAUUUUUGGUAUUUUGCCUCUGUACACCACCACAAUGGAUUUGAAAUUGAAUUUGUGAUGGAAGCGUAGACUUUUAGCUUUAAUUCAAGGGAUUUAACAAAAAAUAUUGCAUUAACCGUUUAGGAAUUACAGCCAUAUUUCUUUGCCUUAAGAAGCUCUGUAAGCUCUGUAAGCUCUUUCACAAUACAUUUUGUGUCAUUAUCCAUCUGUAAUGUGAAAUGCCAUCCUAUCAAUUUUGCAGCAUUUGACUGAAUCUGAGCAGAAAGUAUACCUCUGUGUACUCAUCCUGCUACUUCCAUCAGCAGUCACAUCGUCAAUAAACACUUCCUUUCCUUCUCCAUACUCUUCACUUCCCAUCAUUCUGGUACAAGUUAAUCUUGUUCCAGAACUGGGCAGGCUUUUUUUAGCAAGUCUAAUCUGGUCUUUCUGUUCUUGAGUGUUACCAGUGGUUUGCAUCUUGAGGUAAAUCAUCUGUAUUUACAUUUGUGUCUCUUGAUUGUAGACUUUGACAAUAUAAGCCUAUCUCAACGAGAGUGUUCUUGACUUGGCUAGAUGUUGUGAAGGGGUUUUUCUUCAACAAAGAACAUCUAAAUUGCAAAGAACAUGCACUUUAGACGAUCAUCCACUUUAGAUGUUAUCCAUGAGAUUCCAGGCCUUUUGGUGUUGCUGAGCUUCCCGGUGCAUUCCUUCUUUUUAAGAAUGUGCCAAAUUGUUGAUUUGGCCACUUCUAAAGUUUCCGCUAUCUCUCUGAUAGGUCUGCUUUAUUUUUUCAGCCUAAUUAUGGCAUCCUUCACUUGCAUUGGCACCUGUUUGGACCGCAUAUUCAGAGUCCCCAUGAACAACUACCAAAUGCAAAUUCAACACUUAGAAUCAACUAAAGACCUUUUAUCUCCUUAAUUUGUCAUGAAAUAAUGAGGAAACAGACCACACCUGGCCACGGAACUGCUUAUCAGUCAAUUGUCCAAUUACUUUUGAGCCUGUGAAAAUGGAGGGACUAUGUAAAAAUGGCUGUAAUUCCUGCAAUUUUCUGUUAACCCCCUUGAAUUAAAGCUGAAAGUCUACACUUCAAUCACAUCUUGAUUGCUUCAUUUAAAAAUCCAUUGUGGUGGUGUACAGAGGCAAAAUUAUGAAAAUUGUAUCAUUGUCCAAGUACUUAUGGACCUGACUGUAGUUAGCUAAAUUAUUUACAAAUAAAAACAUAAAUGUUGUAAUUGCAUAAGUAUUCAUCCCAUUGCUAUGAAACACCUAAAUUAAUUCUGGUGUAAACAUUUUAAAUCAGAAGUUGCAUAAUUAGUUGAAUGGAGUUCACUAGUGUGCAAUUAUGAUCAAGUGUCAUAUGAUCUGAGUGUAAAAACAACUGUUCUUGGAAGGCCUCAGAUUUUGUGCUGAAAUAAACAUUGUGAAGAGCAAGAGCUAUACAUAUGUAUGUAUAUAUAUAUAUAUAUAUACACACACACACUAUACAUUACAUCACUAUAAUGUGGGUUUCCUUCUUAAACUAUUUUGACAUUUUGGUCAUGAUAUCUGAAAAUGCCUUUCAUUUUCAUUUGUGAUUUCUCAAAUCCAGCCAACCCAUGACAAACCACAAAGCCAGGGAAAAAUUCAGAAAGUUUGGGUUUUACAAACCAGUCAGCCAAGGUGUAUAAAGCAUCAGAUCAGUUGUGUUAACAUUUCCUGAGGAAAUCGGUGAAUAUAAAACUCCUCAAAGCACACAGGAACUGAACAGGGCUGCAGAAAACAGCUGCAAAGUUUAUUGUGUCCUCAAUGUCUGAGCAGUCACAACUUCCCACAAAAGAGCUUUUAAAAAGUUUGGCAGUGUGGGAAAAACAUGUACAAUUGUGCCAUUGUGGCGUUUAUGCAGUAAUCCAGUUGAGAUAGACAUAAACUCAAGUCAGUCAGCAGAUUACUUGAGGUUGUGUGUAGUUCCUUGUUUAAGCUAUAGCUUGAGACUACCCAGGCCUCACGGAACAGAUACACACUGUGGUUGCUCUUCCUGUUCACUAAGACUGACAUCAUAUCACAGAACACGGAAGUCCCAGUUCCCCAACCUCUCGCCCAUCUCAAACAAAUAUCUAAAUUUUAGUACAGCCAACGUGGACCAAGUCAGGGCACUACCCUAGGGUCCGAUUGUAUUUUCACAGGGAGGAGAGAUGAGCAAGGGGAAGGCUAAAGGGCAGGAGAAUGUGCCCAGCUCACUCCUCAGCAUCCAGGAGAAUGAACGUCUGGUGGACCUGCUGGGCCGGAGAUGUGUGACUCUGGCCACUGCUGUUGUGCAGCUCUAUAUGGCCCUUCCCCACAGUCCAGCCCACUGGAGUCUACAGCAUACCGGAGUGGUGUGUUUUGUCAAGGACAACCCACGCCGUUCAUACUUCAUCCGCCUUUAUGAUAUCAAGGAGGGGAAAAUGAUAUGGGAGCAAGAGUUAUAUACCCAGAUGACUUACUCCAGUCCAAAGCUGUUUUUUCUCAGUUUCCCAGCAGAUGAUUGCCAAGUGGGCCUAAACUUUGCAAGUGAGCAGGAAUCGGAGCUGUUCAGAAACACAUUAGACGAAAAGCUCAGCCAGAGAGUCAAUCGCCAAGAAAAAAGACAGAAUGCUCCAAGUGAAGAAAAACGAGCACUACCACCCACACCACCAUCAAAUGGUCCACUGAUGCUGCCAGGUGGCAUGGCCACAAUAGAUAUCCCAAACCCAGACAUUUUGGCCUCUCGGUAUCGAUCCCCUAAUGUCCCCGUGCCUGCGCCUGCUUCCUUUGGCAAAGGAAAAAAGGACAAGAAGGGCAAGAAGAAAGGACCUCGACUUACCAAGGCAGAUAUUGGAGCACCCAGUGGUUUUAUGCACGUCACGCACGUAGGAUGGGAUCCAAACACUGGUUUUGAUACCAAUAAUCUGGAUCCAGACCUGAAAAAACUGUUUUCUUGUGCUGGUAUCAGUGAAGACCAGCUGACAGACAAAGAGACAUCCAAACUUAUCUAUGACUUCAUUGAGCAGUCUGGUGGCCUGGAUGCUGUCAAAGAGGAGAUGAGGAAGCAGGGUGCAACGGGUCCUCCAUCUCGGAGUAUCCCCCCAGUCCCAAGUGGUGCACCUGCACCCCCUCCACCUCGUGGCCUUCCUCCCAUCCCUGGCCAACCUCCACGAGCUCCUCCAUCCCGUAAUCAGAGAACUCCACAACGUGGACCCCUUCCACCACCUCCUCCCACUGGAAGAAGUGGACCUCCACUUCCUCCACCUCCCUCUGGUGGUUACUCAGCUUCCCCACCACCUCCCCCCAGUGCUCCUAUGGGUGGAGGAGGAGCACCUCCACCUCCUCCUCCCCCUCCCCCUCCUCCACCUCCUGCUCCUGCCAUUAGCUCUAACAGCAGCAGCCCGGUCAGCCCUUCUCCUUCAAGUUCAGGAGGCGGCAGAGGAGCUUUAUUGGACCAGAUACGACUGGGCACCAAGCUAAAGACUGUUACAGAGAGUUCCGAUCCUCAUCCUUCAUCACAAGAUCAGGGUGGUGAGGGCAUCGUUGGAGCUCUGAUGAUGGUGAUGCAGAAAAGAAGCAAAGUCAUUCAUUCCUCAGAUGAUGAAGAAGAUGAUGGAGUUGAUGAUGAAGAUGAUGAUGAAUGGGAUGACUAAUGCCAAUAUCCAUCUCUGGUAUACACACCCUUGUGUAUACAUACAAACACACACACAGACACACAAACACAUGCACACACAAAAUGAUGCAUUCAUUUUGGGUACUGCAUAUAUAGGUUACAGUAGGAUUUCCAUGGUGACAAGGUGAGUAGUGGAGAGGCAGAACGAGGAAGAAAAAUGUUAGUGUAUAUUGUCAGUGCUGAAUGAAGUGGGAUGUUAAACAUGAAUAAUCUUAACCCUUUAAUUUGUGGGUGUCUCAGUAACUGUUUGUAGGUACCUCAGUUCGUUAUCAACUUAAAAAUUAUAUGCAACAUGAUUUUAUACAAACCGUCAUGAUAGUGUAAAACUGUUAAAACCAGUAUAAUAGCAAAAUACAUUUUUUGUCACAAAAUAUCAAAUACAAAGUGUCUAAAAUUGACAAUAGACUAUACACAAUGCGGUUUACAUGUAAAUUGUUAAUUGGUCAAUCAUUUUUUCAAUCAUCAUAUUUGUUGGUGAUAACAAAUAUAAGUAUUAUUAAAGCUGAAUAAAGCAAACUCUUUGUGCAAUCUGUGAAAA
Molecule: messenger RNA, 4191 nt
Organism: Pangasianodon hypophthalmus (striped catfish)
Lineage: Eukaryota; Metazoa; Chordata; Actinopteri; Siluriformes; Pangasiidae
Gene: wasb
Product: WASP actin nucleation promoting factor b
Exons: 12
Coding region: 2170-3633 (487 amino acids)
Biological process (GO): actin filament organization
Molecular function (GO): actin binding
Source: RefSeq, a predicted model, not a curated record